This is a messenger RNA of Trifolium pratense (red clover), 2892 nucleotides long. RefSeq lists its product as uncharacterized. Lineage: Eukaryota; Viridiplantae; Streptophyta; Magnoliopsida; Fabales; Fabaceae. The record is from RefSeq and is a predicted model, not a curated record. Gene Ontology annotation, molecular function: RNA-DNA hybrid ribonuclease activity; nucleic acid binding. The coding region runs from base 1 to 2892 and encodes 963 amino acids. The transcript has 4 exons.
AUGGCUUUAGAAGCCACAAUGCUGCAAGAAAAUAUGGCUGUCGAAGCCAAUAACUGUGAAAAUGGCAAAUUAUUGCCAAUGACUCAAAAAUUGGACUGCAUCUAUGAUGAAGAACCAUUAGGAUUUGAAAAGGAUCCUUCCAGCUCCAGUCAAAAGAUGCAGGCCCAAGACCCUUUGGAGGAAAUAGAUAUUGGAGAUGGCUCGAUCAAAAGGCCAACGUACAUAAGUGCUAAUAUCCCAAAGGAAUUGCGUGAUAAACUGGUUGAACUCCUCAAAGAGUUCAAAGAUUGUUUUGCUUGGGAUUAUGAUGAAAUGCCAGGUUUAAACAGAGAUUUGGUCGAACACAGAUUACCCAUUCGACUAGACAAGAAACCAGUUAAACAAUCACCAAGAAGAUUUGCACCAGAAAUCCUAUCUAAGAUCAAGGAGGAAAUCGAAAGGCUGCUGAGAAGCAAGUUCAUCCGGACUGCCAGGUACGUCGAAUGGUUAGCAAAUAUAGUUCCUGUCAUUAAGAAAAAUGGUUCUCUUAGAAUAUGUAUAGAUUUUAGGGACUUAAAUAAUGCUACCCCUAAAGAUGAAUAUUUGAUGCCUGUAGCAGAAAUGCUAAUAGAUUCAGCAGCAGGGUUCGAAUAUCUUAGCAUGUUAGAUGGGUAUUCUGGUUAUAACCAAAUUUUUAUCGCUGAGGAAGAUGUGGCAAAAACAGCUUUUCGAUGCCCAGGGGCCUUGGGAGACUUCCUUGGAUUUGUGGUGCAUAAAAAAGGCAUUGAGAUAAACCAAAAUAAGACAAAAGCUAUUUUGGAGACUAACCCUCCAACAAACAAAAAGCAACUUCAAUCCUUGUUGGGAAAAAUCAACUUUCUGAGAAGAUUCAUUUCAAAUCUAAGUGGUAAGGCUCAAGCUUUUUCACCAUUGCUUCGACUCAAGAAAGAAGAUGUUUUUACUUGGGGGCAGGAUCAGCAAGAAGCAUUUGAUGAAAUCAAAAAAUACUUGUCUAAUCCUCCAACUCUGAUGCCACCAAUUAGAAAUAAGUUUAUGAAGUUGUAUAUUUCAGCAUCUGAUACCACAUUAGGUAGUAUGUUAGCCCAAGAGGACGAAAAUGGCGAAGAAAAGGCCAUUUAUUAUCUAAGUAGAGUCCUUAAUGAUGUUGAAACUAGAUAUAGUAGUAUUGAAAAGCUUUGUCUUUGUUUUCGAAUUGGAAGAUGGGCCUUAGCUCUUUCUGAAUAUUCACUUUCAUACAAACCUUUGAAAGCAAUUAAAGGCCAAAUAGUGGCUGACUUUAUUGUUGAUCAUUCAGCAAUUGAAUCACCUCAAAAUUACAUUGCUCUAGAACCAUGGACGUUGUAUUUUGAUGGGUCUAGACAUCAACAUGGUACUGGAAUAGGUAUUUUGAUAAUUUCCCCACAAAAAAUUCCUACUAAGUUCAAAUACAGGAUUAAUGGUAUUUGUUCGAACAAUGAAGCUGAAUAUGAGGCUUUGAUAGCAGGAUUAGAAAUAUUAUUGAGCCUGGGGGCAAAAGACAUUAAAAUAAAAGGUGAUUCAGAAUUAGUUUUGAAACAAUUAACAAAAGAUUACAAAUGUAUUAAAGAGCAUUUGAUUCGCUAUUUUGUUAUCGCGAAUGCGUUACUAAAACGUUUCGAUUCGAUUGACAUAGAACAUGUUCCUCGAAUAGAAAACCACGAAGCAAAUGACUUAGCACAGAUUGCUUCAGGAUACAAAGUGUCCAAAGAAAAGUUGGAACAAUUAAUAGAAAUCAAAGAAAAAUUGAUUUCUAAUGAGCCAAUGCAAUUGGAAUUGUCAAUGCCAAAACUUGAGGGGGCAGAGAUGUCACCAAAUGACAUAAAUAAUUCUGAUAAAGAAAUGAAUUAUGAUGAAUUCCAAAUUUUUGUCAUUGACAAUUUAGUAGAUGGUGAUUGGAGAAAACCAAUUGUAGAAUAUUUGGAGAAUCCAAUCGGGAGUGCUCCUCGAAAGAUCAAAUAUAGGGCGUCAAAUUAUGUGAUCAUUGGUAAUGAAUUGUUUAAAAAGACCCUCGAAGGAGUACUGUUGAAAUGCCUUAGUGAGAAUGAGGCCUACAUAGCAAUAUCUGAUGUUCAUAGUGGGGCCUGUGGUUCUCACCAAUCAGGUCAUAAGAUGAAAUGGCUUUUAGUUCGACAAGGCAUGUACUGGCCAUCUAUGUUAAAAGAUUGCAUAGAUUUUGCUAAAGGUUGUCAAGAAUGUCAAAAACAUGCAGGAAUCCAACAUGUACCUGCAAGGUUUAAACUUUUGACUUCGACACCUUAUUAUGCGCAAGCAAAUGGUCAAGUAGAAGCUGCCAAUAAAAUUAUUAUUGGAUUAAUCAGAAAGCAUAUUGCUCAAAAGCCAAGAAAUUGGAACAAGACUUUAAAUCAAGUCUUAUGGGCAUGUAGAAAUUCCCCUAAAGAAUCAACAAACUCUACUCCAUUUCGAUUAACAUAUGGUCAUGAUGCCGUGUUACCAGUGGAAAUUUAUUUGCAAUCUAUCAGAAUUCAAAGGCAAAUGGAGAUACCAAUUGAUCACUAUUGGAGUAUGAUGUUUGAUGAAUUGGUUGAUUUAGACGAAGAAAGGCUAAGAGCGCUUGAUACUUUAAGUAGACAAAAAGAAAGAGUAGCAAAAGCCUACAAUAAGAAGGUUAAAUCAAAAACCUUUGAAGUGGGGAAUUUAGUUUGGAAAGUUAUUUUGCCUAUGGACAAAAAAGAUAGAGUUUUAGGCAAAUGGUCUCCAAAUUGGGAAGGACCUUUUAAAAUAAUACAAGUGUUUUCGAAUGGUGCAUAUGAAAUAGAAGAAUUAACUUCAGAAAAGCGAACAUUGAAUAUAAAUGGUAAGUAUUUGAAAAAAUAUAAACCAACGCUUUUAGAAGUUAAUAUUAGCACAGAAUAA